Molecule: messenger RNA, 726 nt
Organism: Trematosphaeria pertusa
Lineage: Eukaryota; Fungi; Ascomycota; Dothideomycetes; Pleosporales; Trematosphaeriaceae
Exons: 1
Coding region: 1-726 (241 amino acids)
Source: RefSeq, a predicted model, not a curated record
AUGACCUCCGGCUUCUUCACUGCCUCAUCCGCAAUGCCAGGAGAAUCGUUCUUCGUCGCCGCAUCCUCAUCCUCUGGAUCACCACACGCCAUGACUCCGACUCCCGGCUUCUUCGCAGCCUCAUCCGCAAUGGAAGUCGAGACGUUCUUCGUCGCCUCGUCCUCAUCACCCUCCCCCGGAUCACCAAUGGCCAUCACCCCUACCUCCCUUCCCACCCCGCCACCAUCGCCGCUCUUAGGGCAGCGACUCCUCCCUUGCGACUUCUUCAUGCCGUCGUCCGUCUUCACCGGCGCCCACAAGAUCACACACAACGACAUCAAACCACGAGAGCCAUCACCUUGCCCAUCCGUCUGGGGCGCAUGCGCAUGCCCUAUCGCCUGCUCUCCUGCACCCUCAGGAACUCACAACUCCCACGGUACCAGCAGCUGGCCGGACUGUAACAACACCGCGACCGCAGGACCCUCCACAGCGCGCAGCAGCGCACGCGUUCCCCGCGCCCCGGAGGACGAAUGGGACGGCACCAUGUUCGACCUCAACCAGCGGACGUCUCUCGAGGAACCGCGGGUGGAGCCGUACGUUGGGAAGGGCAAGGGCAGAAUUGGCAGGUCGAAGCGGGCAGCUGAGAGGGGUGGCGAGGAGCAUGGAACCGAGUACGAACAGCUGUUCGUGGAGAUGGAGCGCCGGAAGCGGAGGAGGGUGCAGUGGGUUAAGGGUAAGUGUGUAUGA